Messenger RNA from Microbotryum saponariae, 1279 nucleotides. NCBI's taxonomy places the organism in Eukaryota, Fungi, Basidiomycota, Microbotryomycetes, Microbotryales, Microbotryaceae. The record is from the annotation of a GenBank genome assembly.
AUGCCCGUACAAACGCCAACGCUUGUCAAAGGCACACCUCGUCGGUCUCCAUCGAUUGAGUUCAGAGAGUCGCCCUUACGAUCAGCUUCGAGGGCAAAGCCAACGACAUCAUGGGACCAUCACUCAACCAACACAACCCCCGAACUGCCUACCCGUCGCUCUCGGGCUGCUCACUGGAGAUCACAAUUAACUCAAGAAGAUUGAGUUGACCCGACUGAGUUACGCAAGAAGCUCAGUCUCCUUUUGGUCGACAAAUUUGGCGAGGACUUCGUCCCCCGGCCGGUGCAAAUCGAAGCUCGAGCGGGACUUUUUCAGCUCGAGCGGUUCGAGACUCGAAUUCAGUAUGACGCUGUAUUCGUCAUUGCUCCAACGGGUUCAGAGAAGAGCUUGAUAUUUCAACAAGCCAUGUAGUUGGUUUACGGACGCCGGGCUGUGACCAUAGUUGUCAGUCCUCUGACUGCGCUGAGCCAACAUCAGGUAGGUUUUAUUCGGUUGGCCGUUGAGGCGACGCCGGUGCUGAGUCCCACGGUCUUGAUACCUUUACAGGCCGACAAUCUCAAUCAAGAGCGAAAGAAAGCGGUUGUCAUAUGCAAGGAAACAUGGGGUGACGGAGAGCUGUAUCGGCAGUUGAGCGAUCCCUCCCAUACUGUCUCAUUGAUCUUCAUCGUACGUGUCCAGUCAAUCCGCCGCAGGUUUUUGCAUGCUCACAACCCCCGUACUGAUAUCUUGCUACUAAAAAUCUCCGACAGUCUCCAGAGAUGCACAAUGGAGACAAGCGCUGGGCUGAGCUGAUAUCGAAGGACUCGUUCCGAGAACGAGUCAAGCUGCUUGCCUAUGACGAGGCAAUCAAGAUCGCCGAGUGGGGGGGGGGGAUUCAGCGAAAGGAAGCGCGCCGGAGCUAUUAGCCACCCAAUGGAAGGCUCGUCUGCAUUUCGCCCGGUGUAUGGGCAAGUUGCGGAGCGGCGUCUCAUUACUUGGCUGUCAAACACUCUUCCUCACCGCCGGCGCUCCACCCUACGAAAUCAACAAGAUCCUAAAGGUAUCCAGUCUCUCCGAAUCGCGGACGUUCUUCGCCAAAGCCGACCUUUUCCGACCAAACCUCAAUAUUGCUGUCGAGAUGAAACCAAGAACAAACGGUACGAUGGGAAGUAUCAGGGAUCUCCUUAACCAGCGGUCAGAUCCCAGCAUCUUUCCCCAGUCCAUCAUGUACUUCAACAGCCAGGAAGCCACCAAACGCUUGAGCUGGGUCCAAUUACUGUUGAGGAGCUUUAGCCUAUGA